AUGGACGCAUAUUCCGGCUACAACCAGAUCCCGAUGCACCGACCAGAUGAGGAAAAGACAGCAUUUAUCACCCCAGACGGAACCUACUGCUAUAAAGUAAUGCCCUUCGGCUUGAAAAACGCCGGAGCCACCUACCAGCGACUUGUUAACAAGAUAUUUCGCAACUUAACCGGAAACAAAAUAGAAGUCUACAUCGAUGAUAUGCUCGCCAAAACGGAAUCCGGUGAGCAACUAAUCGACGAUCUAAAGGUCAUAAUGAACACCUUGCGAAAGCACCAAAUGCGACUCAACCCAACAAAGUGCGCUUUCGGAAUGGAAGCAGGAAAAUUCCUCGGAUUCAUGAUCACACAACGCGGAGUUGAGGCAAACCCGGAAAAAUGUCGCGCCGUCCUCGAGAUGACAAGUCCCAAGAACCUCAAAGAUAUCCAAAAGCUCACCGGCCGACUAACAGCACUAUCCCGGUUCCUCGGAGCCUCGGCACAAAAGGCAACCCCUUUUUUCAAACUUAUGAAAAAAGGGAUUCCGUUCAAAUGGGAGAAAGAAUGCGAAGAAGCUUUCCAACACUUCAAAAAGGUCCUAACAGAACCUCCAAUCCUCGCAAAACCUCAAACAGGGGAAACACUAUACUUGUACCUCUCCAUAACGGAAGAAACAAUCGCAGCAGCACUCGUCCGGAAAAACGAGAAAAAGGAACAAAAGCCCAUAUACUUCAUAAGCAAGGUGCUACAAGACACGGAAGCCCGUUUUUCACGACUAGAAAAACUGGCUUUCGCACUCCUCUCGGCAUCCCGACGACUACGACAAUACUUCCAGGCCCACCCCAUAACAGUCCGAACCGACCAAACGGUCAAACAAGUAUUACAAAAACCCGACCUAGCAGGAAGAAUGCUAGCAUGGUCCAUCGAGUUAUCCCAAUUCCAGAUCAGGUUCGAGCCCCGAAACGCCAUCAAAGCACAAGCCUUGACCGACUUCAUCGCCGAAAUGACUCCGACCAAGCUGACACCCGAACCAUGGAAACUGCACGUCGAUGGCUCAUCAAACUCCACUCACGGAGGCGCCGGAAUUAUACUCGAAAACCAAAAUGGGAUCACAAUUGAACAAUCAAUAAGAUACGACUUUCCAGUAUCAAAUAACCAAGCAGAAUACGAGGCCCUUUUGGCAGGCCUAAACCUAGCUCGGGAAGUCGGCGCCAAGGUAGUCGAAGUUAACACCGAUUCCCAGGUGGUAUGCUCCCAAAUCAACGGGAGCUACCAAACCCGGGACCCCCUGCUCCAACAAUACCUCAAAAAAGUAAGUGAAACAAAAGAAGGAUUCGAAAACAUCUCCAUACAUCACGUCCCCAGGGAGCGAAACGCCAGGGCGGAUCUACUUUCCAAGCUAGCCAGUACUAAGUCUGGAUACGGCAACAAAUCGCUAAUCCAGGAGGUCGUUAAGUCGCCUUCCGUAUCAACGGAAAUCAACGCACACCUAACAUCCUCAAAUCGGGAAUCUUGGACAUACCCGAUCUUGCAAUAUCUCCGCGACGGAAUCCUACCACCAGAUCCGAAAGAAGAGAGGAAAAUAAAAAGAGAAGCCGCUAACUACACCAUCAUAGCAGAACAACUAUACAAACGCGGAUUCUCGCAGCCCCUACUUAAAUGUGUAGAACCCAAGGACACGGAAUACAUACUCCGCGAGAUCCACGAAGGCUGCUGCGGUCACCACAUCGGAGGAAAAACGCUAGCCCAAAAAAUCAUCAGGGCCGGCUAUUUCUGGCCCACAAUCAUUCGAGAUUCCAUACAACUCACAAAAAGCUGCGACAAAUGCCAAAAGCAUGCCAAUAUCCACCAAGCCGCCCCACACCAACUCAGCGUUAUAUCGGCUGAACGGCCAUUCGGCAGUUGGGGAAUCGACCUCGUCGGGCCCUUCCCCACGGCACCCGGCCAACUUAGAUAUCUCAUCGUCGCCAUAGAUUACUACACCAAAUGGAUUGAAGCCGAACCCCUGGCCUCCAUCACGGCAACCCAAUGCCGGAAAUUCGUCUGGCGACAGAUCAUUACUCGGUUCGGAAUUCCCGAAGUCAUCAUCUCCGACAACGGAACCCAAUUCACAGACAAAAAAUUCAGAAAACUCUUAGAAGGAUUGCACGUAUCCCAUCGCUUCAGCUCGGUAGAACAUCCCCAAACAAACGGACAGGUGGAAUCCGCCAACAAAGUUAUCGUCAAAGGACUUAAGAAACGACUUGACGAAGCCAAGGGAUUAUGGGCAGACGAAUUGGGAUCAGUCCUAUGGUCAUACCGAACAACACCCCAAACGAGCACGGGAGAAACACCCUUCCGACUAACAUACGGCGUAGAAGCUGUCAUCCCAGUAGAAAUCGGGGACCCCAGCCCCAGGAAAACGGUUGGAGGUAACGACGAAGAAGCAGAACGAGAUCUCAUAGACGAAGCAAGAAGCAUAGCCCACGUCAAAGAAUUAGCACUCAAACAAAGGAUCAGCCUAAGGUAUAAUCACGGCGUUAUCCGACGAGAAUUCGCGGACAACGACCUCGUCCUACGACGAAACGAUAUCGGCCUCCCGACCCCAGGAGAAGGAAAGCUCGCACCCAACUGGGAAGGACCAUACAGAGUCAAGGCCGUAAUAGGAAAAGGAGCGUAUAAACUCGAACGACUAGACGGCAGCGAAAUACCAAGAACUUGGAACGCAGCCAACCUACGAAGAUACUAUACUUAA
Molecule: messenger RNA, 2712 nt
Organism: Arachis stenosperma
Lineage: Eukaryota; Viridiplantae; Streptophyta; Magnoliopsida; Fabales; Fabaceae
Exons: 1
Coding region: 1-2712 (903 amino acids)
Biological process (GO): DNA integration
Molecular function (GO): RNA-DNA hybrid ribonuclease activity; nucleic acid binding
Source: RefSeq, a predicted model, not a curated record